This is a messenger RNA of Quercus robur (English oak), 893 nucleotides long. Its product is annotated as cytochrome b561 and DOMON domain-containing protein At4g17280-like. The transcript has a single exon. Bases 161 to 763 code for a protein of 200 amino acids. The record is from RefSeq and is a predicted model, not a curated record. NCBI's taxonomy places the organism in Eukaryota, Viridiplantae, Streptophyta, Magnoliopsida, Fagales, Fagaceae.
CAUAACUUUGAUAAUAAGAUUGAGAACAUACCUUAGGAAACAAUUUCAGUAUCAUCUGGAACAUACCUAUAUACUGAAAACUUGUUUUCUAUUGAGGUGUUCAUCUCUAGACCAUUAUACCUCAAAAAUCCUCAAAACUUUAUAGUUGUGAUCACCAACCAUGAGUAAAGCUUUGACAACUUUGUUGUUUUCUUGUAUUCUGUUCUCUCUCUCUGUUUCAUCCUAUGCUCAGACCUGUAAGUCCUACACUUUUUCCUCUAACACGGUAUAUGCCUCAUGCCAAGACCUUCCUGUACUGAAUGCAUUCCUUCACUAUAACUAUAGCAGUACAGCCAACACACUUGAUCUUGCAUAUAGAGUCACUGGAGCCACAGCUACAAAUUGGAUUUCUUGGGCUAUCAACCCUAAUGGACAACAAAUGGCAGGGUCACAAGCCCUUGUGGCCUUUCAAAACUCUUCUGGAGCCAUGCGGGUAUUUACAUCCUCAGUAGCAAGUACUAGUAUUGCUACGCUCUCAGAGAGUGCUUUGAGCUUUGGGGUGUCUAAUCUCAAUGGAUCAUUUGUGAACGGUGAAAUGACCAUAUUUGCUACUUUGACACUUAGUAGUGGCAUGACAACUGUGAACCAAGUCUGGCAAGUUGGUCCAGUCAGUGGAGAUAAUCCUCAAUCGCAUGAUACCAGUUCCAAUGCAGCUAACAUGCGAUCAGUGGGCACUUUGAAUCUUCUUAAUGGAACAACAGCUUCAGGAGGAGGAACCAGUUAAUUAACUUCUUGUUGCAGUUCAUUUGUAUGCCGGUUAUAACCUCAGCUCAAGUCUAAUCAUUUUAUGAUUAAUUUGUUUUAAGCUCGUCUUAGUUAUAGUGAUAUAAUAAUAAUAAACCUUUAUUGUAACA